CCGUUUGAACGGGCUCGCGGCGGCGGGCCCGGGGUGCGCUAUGGGCACGGUAGGGCCGGCGGAGGAGGGGGCGUCCGCCACUACCACAGCGGCUACUCCCGCCGGGCCGAGACGCAUCGAGGUCCCCCGGCCGCCUUCCAUCGAGGAGUUCACUAUCGUGAAACCCAUCAGCCGCGGCGCCUUCGGGAAGGUGUACCUGGGCCGCAAGGCGGGGAAGCUCUACGCCGUGAAGGUGAUGAAAAAAGCGGACAUGAUCAACAAAAACAUGGUUCACCAGGUCCAGGCAGAGAGGGAUGCAUUGGCUCUCAGCAAAAGUCCUUUCAUUGUGCACUUAUACUACUCACUUCAGUCAGCUAAUAACAUCUAUUUAGUGAUGGAAUACCUUAUUGGUGGAGAUGUCAAAUCUCUUCUCCAUAUUUAUGGAUAUUUUGAUGAAGAAAUGGCUGUUAAGUACAUUUCUGAAGCAGCAUUGGCUCUUGACUAUCUUCAUAGGCAUGGGAUAAUCCACAGGGAUCUGAAGCCAGACAAUAUGCUCAUUUCUAAUCAGGGGCAUAUAAAGUUGACAGAUUUUGGGCUAUCCAGAGUUACUCUGAACAGAGAGAUAAAUAUGAUAGAUAUCCUUACUACACCAUCAAUGGGAAAGCCAAAACAAGACUACUCGCGUACUCCAGGACAAUUGUUGUCUCUCAUCAGCUCUCUAGGUUUUUAUAGUCCUGCUGGAAUGAAAAUGCCAGGGCACAAUUCAAGUCAAUCAUCUGACAGCCUGCAUGGAAUGGUUUCUCCCUUACCUGUGAUGCAAAAGGAGAAUACUCCUCUUUCAACUAAAAUGUUCAAAACAUAUCUUGACACUUCUCCAUUAACUCCUGUGAUGCCAGUGAGAAGUUUAACUCCUACUCUGCUUCAGUCAACAAAAAGGUUUGCUAACUCCAGUGCCACUAGUCAGUCACACACGUACCUAUCCAGCAUGGAAUCGGAAUGCUGCAGCAGUCCCAGGUGUGAGAAAGAUGUAGAGCAGAGUGAAGAUGAACUACGUUCUGCAACAGGCAAACCAAGUAACAGUGGGUCAGCUCUCCAUUCACAUGUAGAAUUACUGAACGGCAAAGGUAUUGAAAUUUUAAAGAAAAAAGAACUGGAGUCUGCCGUUUCUCCCAUCAGCAGCAAUGAUUCUGGCAGCAGGCAGAAGUUGGGAGGUGAACGUUCUUAUAUAAUGGAUACUCCUGUGACUGCACUGGAUGUGAAAGGCAUAGCCAGGAAAUGUCUUUCUGAAAAUAAGAUUUGGGAAGAAAAACUCUUCAUAAAUAAAAGAGAGAUGAUUAAUGAAACGGCAGAAACUUCCAAUCAACAACAGUCGCCUUCAAGGCAGAAGGAGCCUGUCAAGCCUAUCAAAGAGGAAGAAAUUUUUGAAAAGCCAGGUGUAAAAAGAAGCUUUGAAUUAGUUGACACCAGUCCCUGUCAGGAAUUUAACUAUGUUAAAAAAACCAACGCAGAAUAUAAACGCGGCUGUCAGAUCUCAGAAUUUCCAGCAAGCAAAAGGACUGGUUUGACAACAGAAAUUCAGUCCUUAAUGCUUUGUGAUGAUGAGUGUCUACGUGACACCUGCAAGAGCACAAAAGAAGUUCAGAGUUUUAUUGGUAACCAGCAAACAGUAGAAAAAUCACUUACUCCGAUUAUAGCCAAGAAUCUUAUGCGUGAUCUGGAUGCAGACUAUGAAAAGGAUGAUAAAAAGGAGUACAUGAACUCAAGUUUUUUAGGCACUGACGAUGAAAAACCUUUAGGAAUCCUCAGUGCAGAUUCUGACUUAUCAUUUCCUGAAAUGUCUGUUACAGAAAGCCAUUUAGAAAAGCAGCUUUUAGAUUUGGACAAAAGUGUUAAAGACCUCUCCUUUGAGGAACCGAAAACAGAAGGCAUUCUAAUAACAUCACCAGAGUCUCAAGGUACCUCGCAAAAUGGAGAAGAAGCACGUACUGUCCAGGACUGUAAGCAGUUACAUCACGAAAAGCAUAAUGAACAAAAACACAUGAAAGAAAAUUACCUUGAUGUGGUAUCUUCUCCUUCAGAAAAGAUGAUGGAAACACUGAAUCUUUUUAAAAAAAAUGCUGUUGUUUUUCGAAGCUAUAGUAGUUCUAUUAACGUAUCCAACAUAUCUGAGCCAUGUAGCAUGGCCUCCUUAGAUAUAAUGGAUGUUUCACCUGCUUGUAGUGGCUCUUACCCAACUGCUAUUACUCCGUUACAGAAAGGAAGACCCUAUAGGGCCUAUCAGACACCUCGUCAGGGAGAUGCUGGCACACCAUAUAGGACUCCAAAGAGUGUAAGAAGAGGAGCUGCCCCAGUGGAAGGUGAACGCAUCCUAGGGACCCCAGACUACCUGGCACCUGAACUGCUUUUGGCAAAGCCGCACGGUUCUGCUGUAGACUGGUGGGCCCUUGGCGUUUGUCUGUUUGAAUUUCUAACUGGAAUUCCACCUUUUAAUGAUGAAACACCAGCACAGGUCUUCCAAAAUAUUUUGAAAAGAGAUAUUCCCUGGCCCGAGGGUGAAGAAAAGCUGUCUGAUAAUGCCCAAAAUGCAAUAGAUAUUCUGCUGACAAUUGACAGUACUAAAAGAGCUGGACUGAAGGAACUGAAACAUCACCUGCUCUUUCAUGGUGUGGACUGGGAUAAUCUACAGAAUCAAACUAUGCCGUUUAUACCUCAGCCGGAUGAUGAAACUGAUACCUCUUACUUUGAAGCUAGAAAUAAUGCUCAGCACCUGACUGUGUCUGGAUUUAGCUUGUAGCAUGAAGAUAAGUGAACUGUCCCCAUGGUCUUGGACACUUACAGGCUGUCCUAUAACACUAGCUUGGUCUUAACCAAGUUUCCUUGGCAAAUUUAGAGUGUUUUAAGUUAUCAGUCUGUUUUUAUUAUUGUAUCCUUUAUUCUAAAGUGAAACUAUUGUGUGAAGCUUGGCUGGUAUCAAGUGCCUUCAUGCUACUUUUUAUCUCACUUACUGCACCUUACCAAGAGGCCAGAGCACUGUAUUUCUUGGAGUUAAUAACACUUGGCAAUGAUGUGGCUUUUUUUUAAUAGUAAUGAGUAACGCCAGUUAGAAGCUGUAACUUAUUUACCAGUUGAACAUAAUACGGAAAGGACAUGAAGGCAUACUACUUGUAUCUCAUUUUAAUUUACCUGUUUGUGGUUCACUGUCAUAGUUUGGGAGUAAUCCUUUCGGACCAGUCUGAAUGCACAUACACUGUACAAAGCUGAUGUAUGUUUGAAGUGGAAAAUCAAAAUUUUAAUGCAGCGUUGAAGCGUGUUACUGCUGUUUAUCUUCUCCCAAGAAGGAUUAAAAGAGACAGUGUUGUUCAGCUUUCAGUCAGCCAGACCUGGCAUGUGAGACUGAGGGUGGUUCUACUGGUUAAUAUGCUUUCCUAGAGAAAUGGUGUAGGGAAAGAAUACUUGGGGCAAGUCUGUUUUAAUUGGUGCAGUGUAACCGCUGACACUGUAGGAAGAUGGACUGAACAGCGUAUUUUAGAAAUUACUUGUUUUAAAUAGAAAAUGCAGAGUACGCUUGCUCCCUUGUGGCAGAUGGAUCACCCGAGUGUUAGCCAACAAGUGAAGUGUUACUGAAGCUGCUCUGUAUUAAACACUAUAAUGCAUUGCAUAAUAGCAGACUUUUUCUGUAAACUUGUAACUAGAUCUUACACUUGUAACUUAAGUUCCAGUAAAACCUAUUUCGUAUUAUAAAUCCUAAUUGGGGGAAGCAUAUUUAAGUCUGUUUUCAAAUGCAACACGACUUGCACCUGCUAGGUUUUAGAGGUUGGUUUGUAGGUGAUUCUUGAUUAUCUUCAAUAUUUCUCUUGCACAGGUCUCUUUCUCAGCUGACUUAAUGAAGAUUUUUAUUUUUCAGGUUUGUGUUUGCUAGGUAAAGCCCAGUUGUUCUUAAUGGUGGUGCCAGCAGCCAAGCAUUUUGCUAGACAUAUUCGCCAAGUGGCUUUCAAGUCUCAUGAAUUGACCCUUCUUGCAGGGGCAGUGAGUUGUCCCUUUGUUGCCCUGCUUCCAGGACAACAAGAUUUACUGAUGGAAUUCUGAGCAGUGCCUGCUGGGCUUCCUGCUGUCCCCUCAGGCAGCAGGAAAAGUAAUGGGAAUGGUGGAGAGAAAAGGAAGAUUCUAGAAGGACCAAAAGAGAGUGAAUUCUUAACAGUUCAGAAUGGCAAAUCCCAGCUCUAGGUGAAAUAACUUAAACACAGGGAAACAUCACCUGGAGGAGUUGCCUGUCACUAACUCUGCUAGUGACCUCAGUUUCAGAAGACUUCCAAACUGUUGAAUCUUACUGCAAUGAAUGUUAUCUGAAAAAGGUGCAAAUGAACAGGAAUGUAAUGCAUUACUGAAGCAAGAUCCAUAGACAGCAUUCUCUGAAUGUGAUGAGAAGUUCUUCAGCCUUUCCCGAGUAUACUUAGAAUAUAUAAACUGGGGAGAAGGAAUACCUCAAGUCAUCACUAGUAAUUUAUGCAAUUUAUUCUGCCAUUUAUAGUAAUCUGGUUUAAGAAAAGUACUGUUACAAGAACAAAUCUCAGUUUCAGGCUGAGGAAAAAACCUCUAAAAAUGUGUAGGAAAUGUGAACCGAACACCACAACAGCUGUGUCCUCAGCGCAGGUUACAGCCUGUUCCUGUUUUUUGCAGUAUAUUAAUACAUUCCCUUCAAGAUGGAAAAAAUGAGUCACAGGGGUAUGGCCUAAAGAAAAACUCUCACCCCUUGAAGUCAUGCAAGGGUCAAAUAAGUGUCUUGUCCACCCUUACCACUGAAGACUUGCAAUGCUCCCUUCUCUCGAUAUCUAGCAUUUAUUUAUCCUGAUCACCACAAACAUGAUUUGAAUUGCACAUAUUGGUUGUUAGGGUUUGUGGUGCAGUUUUGUUUGUUUGUGGGAGUUUAUGGUUGUGGGGUUUUUGUUGUUAAAGUGAAUCCUAGCUUUAUUCUUCAACAUGGAGUUCCUUGCCAACUCUUAAUCUGGUUGGUUUUGCCCCACUUAUUGCCUGACUUGAAACGCUACACUGAAAAGUACAAAAAGCCAUAAUGUAAUUGGUGAAAGAGAGAGAAAAGUUUCUUCUCAUCAGUCAGCAGCUACAAAUAUUUGUGUAAGGGGGCAAAAGCUUUUGGUCCUCAGAAGCUGUGGAAUUCUGCUUGGCAAGUACUCCAGCCGUUACCUGGUGGUUCUCAAAUGCCUAAACUCUUUGCAUUCAUAACCUACAUACAAAUUCUGUAGCUUCCAGGUUAUCUUGGAAGACAGUUGAUUAGCUGUUAUUAGUUGGGCAGAACUGUGCUAAAAGCUGCAGAGAUCAGCAAGUGCUGCAGUUCUUACACCAAGAGCUGUCUUGGACAGCCCCUGCGACGCAGAAUUUGCUGUUCAGCUCCCCGGAGCGCUGCUCUGUGCUUGGAGGCCCAGACACUGAAAUGCUGCCAUGUGUUCUUGAGUGAGUACAGGUCCCAGAUUCUGCACGAUCAGGCUCACUGAUGGUUACUCUUACAGUAAAAUGCAUUCUUUUCCUCUCUAGUGUGUUCUCAAAAAACUUACUUUGCCCACUUUUGUUUAAAUAAAAUAGUGCAGUCCCUUUCUUGCCGCUUCUGCCUUUUCUUCUACAGGUAGGAGGCUGGGAGGUGGGUUUUCACACAAAGAAAUCCUGAUUGCUCCCCCCUGCCCCAUCAAAGAGUGAUUACAAGCAGGAAAAUGCCUUGUACUUUCUAACACAGGUGUGGGUAUGUGCUUUGAGUCAUGACUUGCCAACACCCCAUCCUCUUGCAGUCUUUUUUACAAGAUAUGGCUGUACUCCAUGGCCUGGCAUCUCACAGCUGGUCUGUAACCUCUGUGGUAACCACUGCUGGCUCCAUCUCCCCCAGCACUUACUGCACUGUCACAGGACCAAUGCAGGAGUGGGCACAGGGCCUUGAGGAGAGAACAGCCGCCCCACACGCUUAGAGCGGGCUCUGCUCUGUUUCCCUCAGCUGAACAUGGAUUAGGAGGGGGAACAUCUUCCAUCUGCUUUCACACCGAGCAAACCUAUGCUCUUUAGAUGAUUCACUGCAGUGAACUAGCCGGACAUUUGCUUCAGAAGUGCUGUUUUGAGCUGGGUCUGGAUGUUUCCCGUGUUCCACAGACCGGUUCUGCCUGCCAGCUCCUGCUGAGGCAAACACCAGCUGGAACAUCCUAUCCCAGUUUGGAGCUCUAAUGAUCUGCUUAGGCCACUUUCUUCAAGUUACUUAUUUCUUGGUGCCUUUAUCAAAGCCAAAAGCUGCUGUACAGCAUAUAUUAAACAGUAAGGAAGUUCAAGAUAAAAUAGAAAAUGUUGAGGGAGUGAUUUAUUGACUUAUGAAUAAAUAACAAGGAUGGCACGUGCCUACAUUUAUUUCUGUGGUAAGUUAGGUACCUUGGGACUGUCCAGGCUGCCUCUACAAGCCAGACACCGACAUGGAACAGGGCUAGAGCUGCAGAGGAUGCACUUGGCCUGGCAGGAGCCAAGGCUGCUUCAGGAGGGUUUUUUAAAUGACCUUCAAGCUAAGUUCGUGCAGCCUCCCUGCGUGAGCAUCUCCAUCAUCUUAUCUCAGGAACUUGAAGCUACAGGAACAAUGGCUUUAGGUCGCAGCAGAACUUCCAGUGUACGCUUUAAAAGGUUCAAAGUGGAGUUUUCAGUAAAUCUUAUGCCAAAACUCAUCUUUGGCAGAUGAGGGCGCCUGACCUCUUACAGCAGGCUACAAAAAGGCUCCCAUCAUUUCAUCUUUUAAUUCCGGUUUACAAUAAGAAAAUCAGAAGAUGGGAAAAGUAACUGCUAAAAUAUCUGCACUUAACUAAAAACAAGACUGUUUUACCAGAGAAAUUUUAAACAUGAAAUUCUGUGAUUAUAUUUCUAUACAGUACAGCUUGUAUGAAAAGCAUCUUCCAAACUAUGAAAGAUUUUUGGGAAGGCCAAAAAAAUAACUUUCCUCAAAAAUUGUUUGUAAUGUGCAGCCCAGGAGGAGAAUGAAAGCCCAUCAAUAAUAUGGUGAAAUAGCUCAAGAUUCAGAUCUUACACACUGGCUGUUACAUCUGUUAUGAUGGAAACUUUUAUAGCAAAUGAACAUCUUAGAUUUCUGCCAAAUCUAAAUAUAGUGCAUUUCCCUUUUCCAGAGAUAU
Molecule: messenger RNA, 7139 nt
Organism: Cuculus canorus (common cuckoo)
Lineage: Eukaryota; Metazoa; Chordata; Aves; Cuculiformes; Cuculidae
Gene: MASTL
Product: microtubule associated serine/threonine kinase like
Exons: 12
Coding region: 41-2773 (910 amino acids)
Biological process (GO): peptidyl-serine phosphorylation; intracellular signal transduction
Cellular component (GO): nucleus
Molecular function (GO): ATP binding; protein serine/threonine kinase activity
Source: RefSeq, a predicted model, not a curated record